Glycine soja is the source of this 1260-nucleotide messenger RNA. RefSeq names its product protein DEHYDRATION-INDUCED 19 homolog 6-like. The transcript has 6 exons. The record is from RefSeq and is a predicted model, not a curated record. NCBI's taxonomy places the organism in Eukaryota, Viridiplantae, Streptophyta, Magnoliopsida, Fabales, Fabaceae. The coding region runs from base 325 to 1026 and encodes 233 amino acids.
AUUCCACCAAUCAUCACUUCUCUUCUCUCCAACCUUCUCGCCUUCACUCUGGGUCUGUGCAAUUCACGGUUGAUGCAAGGGACAGCCAAGUUAUUGUCUGGCUUUAAUGGUGAUUUCAAGGUUCUCUGUUUAUGACAAGUUGGACUUAAUUCGGAUAAUAAAACAAACUACCUUGGGGGAUUCUACUAAGCUUCCAUAAUAGGCCUCUCUUACCAUACAAGCUCCUCCACUCUGAGAUAUUCAUUUUUGUAUAUAACAAGACUUCUUAAGCCUUCAAAGCAAUAGGGAAAAAAAAGUUCAAAGGUUGAGUGAAAUUGGAGAGUGAUGACGAAGGAGUGUGAUUCACCAAAGGAACAGCAGCCUCGAGUUCUUGCCAUAAGGAGGAAUCUGGAGAAACUGAAGCUAGAAUUGCACAACAUCAACCGAGGAAUUGACUCCCAUGUACAGGGGAAGAGAGUGAAUGGAACUUGGGGGGCUUCAAGAUACCUUAUUGGAGAGGAAGAUGAUACCGAAUCUGAUGGAGAUGAGGAUGAUGAUGCUCAAUCCCUUCUUCGAUGUCCUUCCUGUGAUUUUGAGAUUGAUUUUUCUUCUCUGCGUAUCCAUUUGGAAGAGAUGCACUGCUAUGACCCAAAAAAUAUGCUAUGUCCUGUGUGUGAUGAAACAUUAGGGGAGGAUGCAAUCAGGGUUGCACAGAAUUCAAGUGCACAAAAGAGAGCUUGGAAGUCUGACAAAUCUAGCAUCUCGUCGGGUGAUUCAGUAGUGCUUGAAAAGAAACUUCCUGACAGGGGAAGCAAACACGAACCAGUUCCUGAUCCACUUUUGUCACCGUUUGUCCGCAAUGUGUCUGUUCGAAACUCCCAUGGUAUCCAUCCUGGUGAAGGUUCCUCCAGGAAUGCCGCAUACAUUUUCAAUGCAAAAGGCUCUAGGACAGAUGCACCCCAGGAUUCAGCUGAUGAGCAGGAUAUUGAAGAGAGAAGGCUGAGGGCAUCUUUUGUUCAGGAGUUGGUAUCAUCAACUUUAAUCUAGGAAAUAUGCGGCUUAGAAUUUAUAGACACAUUCAUGCAUUCGGAUAGCCUUUAUGCUCCUAAAGAAAGAACAUCGUUUUAUUGUCUCAUGGGUUUAGAAUAGCUGAACUAAGCAUUGGAUAAUCAUAAAAUUGGAUAAUUGCCUCGUUUUGCAGGCUUGCAUUACUGAACUUUUGAACUUAUUUAGGUAUAUUUUUCGUCUAUAUAGAAGUUUAUGUUUUGCAUUACCUUAUUA